Balaenoptera acutorostrata (minke whale) is the source of this 2106-nucleotide messenger RNA. RefSeq lists its product as uncharacterized. Bases 22 to 990 code for a protein of 322 amino acids. The transcript is spliced from 5 exons. The record is from RefSeq and is a predicted model, not a curated record. NCBI's taxonomy places the organism in Eukaryota, Metazoa, Chordata, Mammalia, Artiodactyla, Balaenopteridae.
CCCAGCUGGCCUCUGUGUUUAAUGCGUCCCCUUCUGCCGAAGGUUAGGCAGGAUCUGGGAGAUACCGUGACUGACCGAGGCUGGGAUGGGACGGACCAAGGGGGCAGGAGGCCCGGGUCCCUGUGGACGCCACCCCAACUUCCCCCCGGGAUCUCCAGCUGCCUGAAGCCUCAGAGGGUGUUUAUCAGACGCCCGAACAGGCCUGAGGCUCGCCUCUCUGCUCUGGGCUCACCCACUGCUGUCGCCUGGCAGGAACCAAAGCACAGUGGGCUGCCUGCACCAGGGGCUGGGAGGCCGUGCUCCCCAGAGCAGUGGCCGCUGCUAGUGGAAGGCAGCGUCCCCCCCAAGGACCUGCUCGCUGACCCGGGGCAGGGGUCUCCAGUGGUUCACCCAAGAGGCCUCCAUGUCCCCAGGACAUGCCCAUCCGUCCUCAGCCGGACCACCUGCAGGGCCCUGGGAGCCCGGGCAACAUGGCGUCUGGAGACACUGGGCUCACACGGUGGAGACAUGGAGGGAGCCACAGUCACCAAGUCUUGCGUGGUGGGGCUCCCAGGCAGCCUGAGGACCCAUGGACCAAGAGCCAACUGGGCACAGAGAAGCAAAGCACAGUGCCCAAGGUCACACACAAGGAGGGCAGAGCUUGCGGAAGGCUUGGAAGGCCUGAGCCGGGGCAGCGUUACUUCUGGACAAGCCCGCCCAGGUCCCAGCUGUGCUCCUCCCCUCUCCCAGACGCUGAAUAUUCAUCGCGAAAGUGGACAUCCUUGCUCCCUACCCAGUCCUGGUGGGAGGACCCUGUCUUUCUCCAUCAAGCACGGUGUUGGCUGUACUUGCUGGGAGUUCGCUGGUAUGGUGACCUCACCUACAGAGGCCCAGCUCCUGCUAGACAGCCCAGCGGUCACUGCCACCAGGGAAGAGGUCUUCCGGACCGGAAGACGCCUGCGGCCAGAGCAACCACACGGGCACCGUGACAGCAGCAGCCCCUGGGUUUGAGCAGCACCUGGCCCCUCCCGUCCGGUCUUCACAGAACACCUGUCAGGAGGAUGCCGUCACCACCCCAAUCCUGGCGGGAGGGGAUGGGGCUCGGGAACAGCAGGAGGCCCUGCUGCACAGCCGGGACCCGAACCCCAGGCCGAAGCCUUGCCCCCCCAGCCUUGGGAGCCCAUGGCCAUCAGCCAUCCUGCCCCUUCCGCAGUGCAGACGUCCUGCGUGUGGCCAUCUCCAGCCCUCCUGACGGUUUUCCUGUCACCACUUCCCCGGUGGCUGGAGGCUCACGUGCUGCAUCCUGACCCUGCGCCCAGCCUGCCCACCCUGAGCCCUGCACGAGCCUCCAAGCACACGGGCCAUCACCCCCUGGGGCCAGUGGAAGGGAAGGGCUGACCUCUCCUGAGCUUGGCCCCCGUCCCAGACCCCAUCACCACCCACCCUAAAGACAGAGCAGCCCCCGCCCAGGCCUCGCAGGUCACCAUUGGCCGCCGGGGUUUGGGAACUGGGCCGGCAGGGCACGAGCCUGUGUUUCCCCAAGGCUAGAGCCACACCCGGGGGUGGCCAGCAAGACGAGGGCCCUGAGGUCGACCCAGCGCCUCCGAGGACACCAGACCAGGGUGCAGCCCCUCUGGGGGUCAUCGCAUGCCAUCUACGCAUGGGCUGGGGUGGACCAGAUGGAGGCCGAGACCCCUCACCCCUUUCCCCAUUCUAACCAGGACGUGCCGCCAUCUGCUCCGGGUCCCCGACGCCAGCCGUGGGGAGUGACUGGCAGAGCCCCACCUUCCUGGCUUAGUAAAUGCAGCCUUUACACAUUCGCUUUAAAAAAAACAAACAGGGGCUUCCCUGGUGGCGCAGUGGUUGAGAAUCCGCCUGCCAAUGCAGGGGACACGGGUUCGAGCCCUGGUCCGGGAAGAUCCCACAUGCCACGGGGCAACUAGGCCCGUGAGCCACAACUACUGAGCCUGCGCGUCUGGAGCCUGUGCUCCGCAACAAGAGAGGCCGCGAUAGUGAGAGGCCCACGCACCGCGAUGAAGAGUGGCCCCCACUUGCCGCAACUAGAGAAAGCCCUCGCGCAGAAACGAAGACCCGACACAGCCAUAAAUAAAUAAAUAAAUUUUAAAA